AUGGUAUACCCGAAAACUCAAAAUGGAUUGACAGUUUGUGUUCAGCCUGUCUACUGGUACAGCCAAUUUCAGAAUAUUAUACUAUUCAUAGAAUCAUGGAGAAAUCAAGGAGUCACUGAUUUUAUAGUUUACUUUCACUCUUCAACUAAAGAGGUCGAGAUGGUUUUGGAUUACUAUCAGAAAUUAGGAGUAAUUACAAUCAAGCCAUGGCCGACAUUCGGAGAUUUACCGCCAACAUUUCCCGAGAUAAAUUCUCAAGUAUAUCGCAUUGGUCACACCAUGGCAUCAAAUAUUUGCAUUCUGGAAAUGAAAACAUCCAUCGGAACUAUUGUGGAUUUCGAUGAGAUCAUUGUGUCAAAUAUUGGAUAUCCAGACAUUUUCAGUAGUUCAAAGAUACGUCUGACUCAAGUUGGAACUGGAGCAUUGGAGUUUAAACCAACUAGAAUCCAAUUGGAAUUGAAGCAAGACAUGAGAGGGUUCGACUCGAAUUCUUUGAAAAAUCCAACUCUUGUGAAUAAGCAGGGACCAGUGAAGGCACUCGAGUCUAUUACAGUUCCAUCAAAAUGA
This is a messenger RNA of Caenorhabditis remanei, 567 nucleotides long. RefSeq lists its product as uncharacterized. Bases 1 to 567 code for a protein of 188 amino acids. The transcript is spliced from 4 exons. Lineage: Eukaryota; Metazoa; Nematoda; Chromadorea; Rhabditida; Rhabditidae. The record is from RefSeq and is a predicted model, not a curated record.